AUGGAUAGAAAUAAAAAAUACUGUUCAAAUAAGCAAAGAAAUUACAAAUCAUUCAAAGAUAGAUUGAAUAUCUUGGCACCUUUGGCAGCUAAGGAGUAUGAUCAAUUGAAUGUUUUAGAAGAAGAUAAUCAUGCUUCUUUAUGUAAUACUGCGAGAUCUCCAAAGGUUGAUAAAAUACAUUGGACAUUAAAAAAUACCGAAACUUUUUAUAAGAUGAUUGCAUUGUACGGUACAAAUUAUAUUAUAAUAGCACAUAAACUGGGUUAUACCGUUACCCAGAUAUCUAUCAAAUAUAAAAAAGAAAUGAAGAAGGAUCCUGAACGUAUGUUUAAUGCGAUAUUUAAAAAGGGUGAAUUCAGCAACAUUGGUAACAGGUGA
Messenger RNA from Entrophospora sp. SA101, 378 nucleotides. Lineage: Eukaryota; Fungi; Glomeromycota; Glomeromycetes; Entrophosporales; Entrophosporaceae. The record is from the annotation of a GenBank genome assembly.